Molecule: messenger RNA, 787 nt
Organism: Contarinia nasturtii (swede midge)
Lineage: Eukaryota; Metazoa; Arthropoda; Insecta; Diptera; Cecidomyiidae
Product: thioredoxin-2-like
Exons: 4
Coding region: 140-463 (107 amino acids)
Molecular function (GO): protein-disulfide reductase activity
Source: RefSeq, a predicted model, not a curated record
AAUGAUUGUAUUAGGACAAAUCAGUCGGUAUUUGAUCACGGUCGUAUGAGAAGCAUUUUUUCUCCAAAUCAUAAAUAUUCCAUUCGUAUUCAAUUUAUUUUUCGAAUUAUAACCCAAAACCAAAAAAAACUACUUCAAAAUGGUUCAUUUAGUUAAAGAUGUGGCUGACUUCGAUGAGCAAGUUAAUAAUGCUGGUGAUAAAGUAGUCGUUGUUGACUUCUUUGCAACUUGGUGCGGACCAUGCAAAGUAAUUUCACCUGUUUUGGAGAAAUUUGCACAACAAUAUGCUUCAAACAUUGUCGUCCUUAAGGUUGAUGUUGACGAAUGCGAGGAAUUGGCCAUGCGAUUCGAUGUUUCCAGCAUGCCAACAUUUGUGUUCAUGAAGGAUGGCAAAAAAGUCGAUAGCUUCAGUGGCGCCAAUCCCGAUAAACUCGAAAAAACAAUUGUACAAUACAUCAACUAAAUUGCAUACACACAUUUACCGUUCUUCUUUUUUUUUUGCUUUGAACACUAUCGCCAUAUUAAAAAUGGGUGAUUACGAUUUGUUUUUAUUGGUCACCCUUACAGGCUUUGAUAAAUAAUUUUUAGCAUUGCGGUAGUGUGUAUUUUGUUCCAUUUUUUUUUUCUUUUAUAAUUCCAUUGCGAUUAUCUAUAUGGAUAUCGAUUUGUGUAUAUGUAUUGAACUGGACGACGGCUAAUUCAGCCAUUGAAUAUACACUGCUUGCACGCAAUUUCUGUAAACCAUUUUUACAAUCUGCUGGAAAAUAAAUAUACUUAUUACACAAAA